Tympanuchus pallidicinctus (lesser prairie-chicken) is the source of this 13844-nucleotide messenger RNA. RefSeq names its product zinc finger and BTB domain containing 5 (gene ZBTB5). Gene Ontology annotation, biological process: regulation of transcription by RNA polymerase II. NCBI's taxonomy places the organism in Eukaryota, Metazoa, Chordata, Aves, Galliformes, Phasianidae. Gene Ontology annotation, cellular component: nucleus. Bases 7090 to 9114 code for a protein of 674 amino acids. The transcript has 2 exons. The record is from RefSeq and is a predicted model, not a curated record. Gene Ontology annotation, molecular function: protein binding; RNA polymerase II cis-regulatory region sequence-specific DNA binding; DNA-binding transcription factor activity, RNA polymerase II-specific.
CUGGGGUCUUCUGCGGGCUGCCGGUGUCCGGCCCGGCUCCGCCGCAAGCAUCGCUUUACCGGCGCCGGAGGUGGAGCCUGGAGCAGAGCUGUUCGGGUCUGUAACGGCGGCGGUGCGUAGGAGCGGUCCUCUGAGGGAGGGAUGCAGCGCCGGGAUGUUUUAACGGGAGGGGGGGGGAACGUAAGGGACUCCUGGCGUGCAGCCUUGGCGUGUACGGGAGCCGUCUGUAGACAGCAGCAGUUCCCCGGAGUUCGUGUGACUGCCUGGACCGUGGGGAAACGGAUCCUGAGGUGGAGUGCGAGAGAGCAGGCCUUCCUGUCUCACGUUUGUGUAGUUACUGCGUUGCUUGUCGUAGCUGUGCUGUGAAGUAUGGCGCUUGGGAGGGAGGUACUGAGUGCACUGAUAGCACACGGCAGCUCCCUCCCUACCUGGCGUUUCUGGUGAAUGGCGCGGGGCGUCUGUUACAGGCACCUCACAGCUGGUGGGUUGUGUCUCAUGCUGACAGACCCGUGCGGUGGAUAAGCUGGGAGCCAUUCUGCUGCUGUGGCACUGUGCUGUAAGUCUGUCUCUUACAGGAGAAAGGUCAGUCGGCACUGAUGCCUGUAUUAAGCACAGUACGCAGUUCUGUCUUGGAGCUGACUGGAUGUGCUUAAUUUCUUCCUCUGCCCUUUUGGAAUUGUUCAGAAGGACUUUAAUUCAGCAUCUGCACAUGAAAAUCAUGGCAAUUGUUAUUUAAUAAAAUAUUUCCAUUUCACAUCAUCAUGUGUGCUGCGUAGGUUGCUCUGAAAGUAAUGCCUCCUGUUUAUUUCCGUGGAAACUACAACAGAUAGAUCACUUUGGUUUGGCCGUUACCAAACACCAUUUUUCAACACUCUCAACCACCAUUAGCAAGUCAUUCUCUCCAGAGCUGAGCAAGGACUCACAUGCCACCCUCAUCUGAAUCUGCACCAGUGGAGGUGACAGGUGUCACCACUGCUGAAAUGCAUCAUCCAUUACCUCAAUGUGCUCACACCCUCUCUUUGAUCUCCAUAAAAGUUCAGCAAGUGUUGAUGAAUGUUGUUGGGUGCUGGUUUUUCUGUAUGGAGGAAUUCAGCGGUACAUUUCUGCUUCCUAUGCGCUUCCAUGUUAGUUGCCAUUUUGUCAGACUGCCCCUCUACCUGCCACCUGUCACAUGGCUGUAACAGAAUGUUGGUGUGAAGGUUCAACCUCUGCUGCCAUCCCACCAACAUCCAGCUAUGGCGUUCUGGGCCAACACAAUAAAAUAGAAGGCAUUACUUUUGGAACAGCAGUCAUGAAAUACACGGAGCCUUUUAAGUCAUUCGUGUAGACUGACUUCUUUCUGUAGGUGGAAUGACAUGGUUAGAGUUUUUUAAGUGAGUUUUGGAAAACCAUAAGCAGAUGAUUCAGCCGUUCUCAGAUAAAAUCCAGCAGCCUUUGGUUGGAUCAGUUAUGUGGAUACAGUUACAUCCUUAGGUUGAAAAGAAGAUACUAAGGCAGCCUUUGUGGAGGUGACACGUAGUUUUUAUUAUUCUGAUACAUGGCAAAAACAGUUUUCCAUGGCAAAAACAGUGUUCUUCAGCAAUUGAAACCAGUUUCUAAUUCUACCAAGUGUUUAAAGCCUUUCACCAAGGCACUGUGAGAAUCAUCGGGGAGGUAGGGCAGAGUUUGUUUAAAAACUUUCAGUAAAUAGCAAACUGGAGGAGCUGGCAUUAGAAUCAUCAUACUGAGCGAGCAGAUGUGAUGGUGAUGCUGAGCUGCCUGUGCCUGCUUUCACCUUUGGUGCUCCGUGCAGAUCUCUGGUUCUGCCCGUUGUUUGUAAUUCCCGUGCAGUGAACCGAGAUUCCUGCGUGGAGAAGGUGGCAACCGAGUUUUCUUUUCAAUGGCCGUUCUCUGAGAGCAGGGUGGUUCCUGGUGCGUGCUGCCACAGAGUUGUGAAGCAGGAGGAAGGUUGCCCGAGCUGGUAACUGUACAUUCAGAUUCUCCCUGAUGGUAGUUUAUCUUUCCAUGCCUUUACACGGCAUUGUUGCCAGUUUUGUGCAGCAGCCUUGCCUGCUGUCCCCUGCGUAAAAAAAUCAACUGAUGAUGAUGAUGAUACUAGUUUUGUUAAAGUGUGUCAUUGUGUCACUCCUACAAAGCCUUUGUGUUGUUGGGAAGUUUGUUUUCUCAUAUCUUGAUACAGUUUUCUGGCUUCCUAGACUGAAGACCAAAAGUAGAAUCCAUCUUUUCUUCUUUAUUGAUUUCCUGGAACCUUGCUUUUGUAACUUUUAAAGAAACUGUUGUCUUUAAGUCAGUGGUACUGACCUUGUAGCUGGAGCAGUAAUCUGAAAGAAGUACUGUUUAGUCUGUUGAGAGGUCUGUUGCACUGUCUGUGCAGCAGUGUGUGUGUGCUGAGGAGCUGCAGAGACACAGCCUUCGUGGCAGAUAGGAUAUCAGAGCACAGCCACGUUCUGUUCUCUUACUGAGCCUUCUGCUGAAGUGUGAUGAUGCACCCUAGGGUCCAGAGACCAGAAUGUGCAUCACAGAGCUGGGAAGUGGUGAAGAAAACCAUGACGGCUUUCACACCCUGCCAUCAAGAUGCUAUCAGUUCUUCUGGAUAAUCAAGAGUGUCUAAGAAAUACCUAGCAUUUUUUAGAAAGCUUUCAUGUGUUCCAUUUAGAGCUGCUGUUUGCAGCUGACAAGGCUGGGCUGUUGCUGCUUAUUGAGAGGCUAGUGUUGCUAUAGAUUGCAAUAUGGGUUUUUAAUACUUUUCAAAUGAUGAGAGAAUAUGACAUUGUAAAGUAAACUCUCCUCUGGAAGGUGGGUGCAGUCAGCAGCAGCUUUUGCAGUGCAGUUUUCUGAUUCUUAGGCAAGUGGUAAUUCAUCCUCCCUGAUUAUAUGGAGAGAAACGCUGUGAGAUGAAUGAUGUGUGACACCUGGCAAAGCAAAAACUUAAAUGAGCUGCUCUGAGUUAAAUUGUCAGUCAUCAGGAUUGUUACUUGCUGAUGUUUUUCUGUGUCAUUUUCACACACAAAGAAUGCUUUUCAAGGCAGGCGUUUGGCAUAUUGGUGCUGAUGUGAAGGUAACAUGGUGGCUGCUUUAGUUGUACGGAACAAGGCCGGAAUUCAGUUAAGCUACUGCUAGCUAAAGAUCCCCUUUUUCCCACAGUUUGGAAAUGCCAUUAGGUCAGAGAGUGAGUCAUGCUUCAAAGUGGUCAAACUUACUCAAAAUGUUGAAGAAACUUAGGGUUUCCAUUUCUUUCUGUGUCUAGUUUACUACUGUCCAGCCAGCCUGAUUUUCUUAUUUUUAUUCGAAAAGCAUGACUGCCCAUGGAGGGCUAACUGCUGUUACCUGUGUACAGGUAACUGCUGUUACCAGUUAUUCCUGUGUAGAUCCAGAUUCGUGCUUCAGACUUUGCAAAAGCUUUUUCAGAGAUGCUUUAAUUGUAGCACAAUGGUUAAACACAGCACAAUUCUAUGGUAAUGUUUUGUAAAAUGUGAUUUUAAGCUAAUUGCUCAACAGUUAUUAAUACUGUAUUGGCCCACUGUCAAGUAUUGGCUUUCUUCUAGGAAUUCCUGCAGGUUUGGCAGUUUAGAAUAGCAAAAGCACCUAAAUACGUAAUUUUUUGUGAAUGGGCUCAGAGAUGCAAAUAUCCUUUGUUUAUAUGAUGGGAAAAAAACAAACAAACAAACCAAAAAACCCCAAGCUUUUUUUUUUUGGUCUAGCUUUUAAUUGUGUAUUUCAGGUGUAUCUAUCAAAGCGGUGCCCCUGGAUCAGGGUAAUCACAGACAGGAAUACAGUCUAGGCAAUUAACUGAUUGGGAGCAGCCCUGCAGGUGAGUUGGGUGCUGUGGUGGGCGGAAAGUUGGGCAUGAGCCAGCAGUGUGUGUGUGCUUGCGGCCCAGACAGCCGGCUGUAUCCUGGGCUGCAGGGGGUGGCAGCAGGCAGGGAGGGCACUGUUCCCUCUGCUUCGCCCUGCUGAGGCCCCCUCUGCAGCACCGCGUCCAGGCCCGGGGCCCCCAGCGCAGCAAGGAUGCGGAGCUGUAGGAGCAGGCCCAGAAGAGGGCCACCAAGAUGAUCAGGGGGUUGAGUACUUCUCCUGCAGUGAAGGUAGAGGGAGCUGGUCCUGUUCAGCCUGGAGAAGGGAAGGCUGAAGGGAGACUUUUCUGUUACCUUCCAGUUCCAGGGCCCCACAGGGAAGCUGACUUUGACUCCUCUGCAGAGAGUGUAAUGGUAGGACAAGGUGUUUAAGCUGGACGAGUGGAGACUUAGCUUAUGUAUUAAGAGAACAUUACUUAUAGGGUGGUGAGGCCUUGGCUGUGCAGAGAAGCUGUGGGUGUCCUGUCACUGCAAGUGCCCAAAACCAGGCUGGAUGGGCCCUGGACAGCCUUGUCUGGUGGGACACGAGCAGUCCAUGGCGGGAAGGUUGGAAACAUCUCCACUACCUUGAGCACACUGUGAGUCCUGGCUGCCUGAGCCAGGCAGUGCUGGUGAGACAGGCGAUGCUGUGGGAGUGGGCUGAGAACUGAGAACAUCUGCCAGAGGCACACAGCACAACCCAAGAACAUCUCAAUAGGUUCAUACCUCACAGACACACUCAGCCAGAGGCCAGGUACAAGCUGAGUUGGGCUAGGCUCUGCCAUGACUCAGUGUAUGCCGUGGAGGGCCGUGAGGUUGCAUCCAUUGCCUGGUGACAUCACACACUGUUAAACCAAAAACUCUUGCUGGGUGCUGACACCUGAGAGCUAAAGAGGGACACUGUCAGGAGGGAAUUGGCGGGACAAGGAGCACUAGUUUAAAGAGAGUAGAUUUGGGCUGGAUAUUUGAAAGAAAUUAUUUCCUCUGAGGGUGGUGGACCACUGACUGGUACAGGCUGCCCAGGGGAGUAUUAGUGCCUAUAGCAGGGGGUUGGAACUGGAUAAUCUUAAGGGUUCCUUCCAACCCAAACCAUUCUUUGGUCCUAUGAUAUGAUUCUAGAAAUGUGAUUCAGCAGUAACAUUCAUCCAACAUUCCCUGGGUCCCUAGAAAGUGAACUGGAAGCUGUCUGUGAGCUUCAUGAAGGCUGCAGAAACUGGCUGCUGGAUCCAUUUCUCACAGGCGGAAGCAUCCACGUCCUAAAUCUGGAUAGACGCUGGUACAUUGAUGGGAUACCUGACUCAGUCAUAGAAUCUUGGGACUGUAGGAUCAUGGAAUUGUUUGCGUUGGUAUCUGCAGAGAGACGUGUAGUGCUUGGAGUUGGUCUGAGUGGAAUGAAGAGGGUGUGCUGCCUGUGAGUGCUUCAGGGGAGUCUCUGUGGCCAGAUUUUGCUGAAAGUUGAGGUCUGACUGAGACCUCAGGACUGUGUAUGCCAGAAAUAGACCUAUCAGAAACAUUUGCUAUUGACUUAGAUACUUUGCAUAUAUUUACUAAUCUGAAGUAGUCCAUAUCUCACACCGUACUAUAUGUGUAUGAUAUUUAAUAUGUAUAUGACUCAAACUUAGCUUUCUGCUUUUCAGACGAAUCUUGUGCAAGACCUCAACCUACAGGGAGAGGGAGAAAUAAUUUCUUUGGUGUUGGGGCAAUUGCAGGGCCUCCCUGUCUGCUUCUCCUCCUCUUCCUAAACUCUCCCUAGAUCUUGUUUUUAACUCCUGAAGCCAUGGGCAGGGUGUUCUCUCUGGUGUAACACCUGGCCCAUCUCAGAAGCAAGCAAAGAAGACAAAUAAGGAGGUGUUUAGCAGUCCAUUUUUGACUUUCCAGAGAAGCCUUCCUCCAGGCUGCAGAAGAGGAAGUCGUAGCAUGGUGGUGGAUGGAACAAAGCAGGCCAUUAGUUUAUCCUGACGUGCAAAGGCAGACGGCUGUUUGGCAGCACUGGUUGCUAGAGCAGCAGUGUCCUCUACAAAUGUCGUAUUCUGCCCCUGGGGCUUGUAGCUCAUUUUGCAUUCCCUCUAUGAUCCUUCUUUCUUGUUGCCUGAUGUCACUAAGUUUCAGGGUCUGCUGCCUGGUUCCUCUGCUAUUCAGAAAGAAUGCAGAAAGGAUUUCCUCACUUUUCCAUGUGUUACUCUUCUCUUAGAGAAAAUGUGCAGAAAUAAAAACUGUGCCAUUUUAAAAUCUUUCUGUCCUGGUACAGUUUGUGUUUGAAGAUGCCCCGCUUUACUUUCAAACAUUUGUAGUGAGAGAGAAAUAAAAUCACUUGCUAUCUGUAUUAUUGCAUCUUAAAAAAAACAGUUUUGUUUCAAACUCUUCCAUUUUAAUACAUAUCUUAAUCUACAGGGAUAAGGGAGAUUGACAGAGUACUUAUUUAAUCUCAUUACACUGCUUACUUGGGGCAUUCAGACAUCGUAGCCUUUGUGUUGCUGAACUAAGAGAUUUUUGAUGCCUCAGUAAGGCUGGGCCCUCAGCACUGUGGGAAGGCAUAAAAUGCAAUUUCCUUCAGCUUUUAAAAUACCUAGGAACCAAUUAAGGUCUGAGGCAAAUGCUUCUCAGCCAUCUCUGACUGCUGCUGGCAGGAAUUCCUGCUUUUCUGUGUUUACAUAAAGCUCCAUUCUUUUUGUCAGGGAGCAGGGUUCCCAGUGUAGUGCAGUACAUGGCGAAAUCUUCCUCAGGCUCGUAGCUGUGGUGUGUGCUGUGUGCCGUGGAGAAGUGGUAGGCAGGUGAGUGCAGCUGCAUCUUUGGCUUGGGAACAUCAGCUUGAUGUUUUUCUCCAGUCUGACAGCUGGGAAGCAGGGGGUGCUUUGUCACAUUUUGCAUGACCUAAUGAUUACAGGUUUUUUUGUUGUUGUUUUUUUAAUUAAACCAGGAUUAAAUAUUUUACUGAAGAAUAUCUUACAGUUUGGACGGCAGUUAACAGGAGGAUGAAUGGCGUUGUGCAGCUUGCAGUGGAGCUGCCCACGACAAGUCUGGCACUGGGGUAGCUGUUGUGCCGAUAGCUCCAUGACAGUCUGUUUUUCUCUCCCAUGUGUUCCUUUGGGAGAUGGCUAGUUCUGAUACAGCAGCGGUGUGGCAGUUGAUGAAUUGGUUACUGUGCAUCUGCCUUUUAGCCAUCAUCUUUCGUUUUUAAACCCAGUCCCUCUGUGACUUAGGUAGAACCUCAGCCGUUUUUAAUAUUAUUGUCUCUUCUCUUCUGUUUUAUAGGAUCAUGGAUUUUCCGGGACACUUUGAGCAAAUCUUUCAGCAGCUCAACUACCAGAGACUUCACGGCCAACUUUGUGACUGUGUCAUUGUGGUGGGAAACAGGCAUUUCAAAGCCCAUCGCUCCGUUUUAGCAGCAUGUAGUACACACUUCCGAGCUCUCUUCACUGUAGCAGAAGGAGAUCAAACCAUGAAUAUGAUUCAGCUGGAUAGCGAAGUGGUGACAGCAGAAGCUUUUGCUGCCCUCAUAGACAUGAUGUACACUUCCACACUCAUGCUCGGAGAGAGCAACGUUAUGGAUAUCUUGCUGGCUGCAUCUCACUUGCAUUUGAACUCCGUUGUUAAAGCAUGCAAGCACUACCUUACUACCAGGACGCUGCCGAUGUCUCCGCCCAGUGACAGGGUUCAAGAGCAAAACGCACGCAUUCAGAGGUCUUUCAUGCUUCAGCAGCUUGGGCUGAGCAUUGUGAGCUCCGCGUUGAAUUCCACUCAGAGCUCAGAGGAGCAGCCGAGCGCCAUGAGUUCCACCAUGAGAAGCAACAUAGAGCAGCGCUCCGCUUUUCCUAUUCGCCGUCUCCACAAGCGUAAACAGUCCUCUGAAGAUCGGGCCAGGCAGCGAAUGAGGCCUGCCAUAGAUGAGGCUGUUUCUGACGUGGCUGCAGAGAGCGGGCAGUCAGUUGUUCAUUCACGAGAAGAUUUCUUCUCACCAGAUUCGCUGAAGAUAGUGGACAACUCUAAGGCUGAUGCUGUCGCUGAUAACCAGGAGGACAAUAAUAUUAUGUUUGACCAGUCUUUCGGUGCUCAGGAAGAUACUCAAGUGCCCAGCCAGUCAGACAACAGUGGAGGAAAUAUUUCACAGAUGUCCAUGGCAUCACAGGCAACACAAGUGGAAACCAGCUUUGACCAGGAGGCCGCGUCUGAGAAAAACAACUUCCCAUGCGACAAUCCAGAGGUCAGCAUAAAUGAAAAAGAGCACAUGAGGGUGGUGGUUAAAUCUGAGCCCUUGAGUUCCCCGGAGCCUCAGGAUGAGGUGAGUGACGUCACUUCCCAAGCAGAAGGCAGCGAGUCUGUUGAAGUGGAAGGAGGAGUUGUGAGUGCAGAGAAGAUAGAGCUGAGUCCUGAGAGCAGCGAUCGUAGCUUUUCUGAUCCACAGUCUACUACAGACCGGGUAGGAGAUAUCCAUAUUAUGGAGGUGUCAAAUAACCUGGAACACAAGUCUACUUUCAGUAUCUCCAAUUUUCUGAAUAAAGGCAGAGGUGGCAGCUAUGGUGCUAGUCAAACUACUGAUGACAACAUUCCAAACACAACGAGUGACUGUAGAAUGGACAGUGAUGCUUCUUUCCUGAUGAGCCCAGAGUCAGGGCCCACUGGCGGUCACUCGUCUGCCACAGUCUCUCAUGUUGAGAAUCCCUUCAGUGAGCCUGCGGAAUCCCAUUUUGUUAGACCAAUGCAGGAUGUGAUGGGUCUUCCCUGCGUACAGACUUCUGGGUACCGGGCUGCGGAACAGUUUGGUAUGGACUUUCCAAGGUCAGGCUUGGGCCUGCAUUCUCUGUCGAGGGCGAUGAUAGGCUCUGUAAGAGGGGGAGCCAGUAGCUUUCCUGGCUACCGCCGCAUAGCCCCCAAAAUGCCUGUUGUAACCUCCGUCAGGAGCUCCCAGCUGCAGGAUAACUCGCCUGGUUCCCAGCUGAUCAUCAAUGGCACCACUUCUUUUGAGAAUGGGCAUCCUUCGCAGCCUGGUCCUCCGCAGUUGACACGGGCGUCUGCAGAUGUUCUUUCGAAAUGCAAGAAAGCCUUAUCUGAGCACAAUGUCUUGGUUGUAGAAGGUGCACGCAAAUAUGCAUGUAAGAUCUGCUGCAAGACUUUUUUGACCUUGACGGACUGUAAGAAACACAUCCGUGUGCACACAGGAGAAAAGCCUUAUGCCUGCCUGAAGUGUGGCAAACGGUUCAGUCAGUCCAGCCACCUUUACAAACAUUCCAAAACAACCUGCCUGAGGUGGCAGAGUAGCAACCUACCUAGCACUUUGCUUUAACUGCUUGCACCUCCCAGCCUGAAUGAGAGUGCCAGUACAAACUCUUAACUCUCUGAAGCACUGCAGGAGCAUUAACACUAUUUUGCUCAAGCUAAGAAGCUGCUUUCGUAGGUCUGUGAACAGUUGUGUGUGGUUGUGCCACACGCUAAAGUCUUGAUUCUAUAAAUUGGGGAUAAUACCAUACCUACCUCACAGGGGUGUUGUGAGGAUUAGACAACUGUUAGCAAAUAACUUUGAGGUCCUCAGAAGUCUGUAGGUAUGUAAAACAUUAUUGUUAUGUACGUGCAGGCUUGGGGCUCAAUGGGGAUACGGUCCCUACAUUGAAUUUCCUUUGCAAAACAGAGGAGUGGAGGGAGUGAGAGUGUAAUUGUCUCACAGAAUAAUGGAAUGGCAUGAGUUGGAAGGGACCUUAAAGAUCAUCGAGUUCCAACCUCCUUGCCGUGGGCAGGGUUGCCACCCACUUGAUCAGGUUGCCUAGAGCCCCACCCAACCUCCACAAAUGGGGCAUCCAGAACUUCUGUGGGCAGCCUGUUCCAGUGCCUCACUACCCUUGAUAGUGAAAAUUUUCUUCCUCAUAUUUAAUCUAAACCUACUCUCUUUUAGUGUAAAGCCAUUACUCCAUGUCCUACCAUUACACUCCCUGAGGAAAAGCCCCUCCCAAGGUUUCCUGCAGGGCUCUCCAGGUAUUGGAAGGCUGCAGUGAGAUCUCUCUGGAGACUUUUCUUUAGGCUGAACAGUCCCAGCUCUCAGCCUGUCUUUGUCAGAGAAGUUCUCCAGCCCUCCAGUAUCUUCGUGGCCUUCUCUGGACCCACUCCACCUGCUCUUUGUCUUGUACUGGGGGCCCCAGACCCAAAUACAAUACUCUGGCUGGGGCCUCACAAAGGCAGAGCAGAGGGGGACUGUCCCCUCCCUGCCCUGCUGCCACCUCUGUGUUGCUGCAGCCCAGGAUACAGCUGUCUGUCUGGGCUGCAGGCACACACUGCUGGCUCAUGCCCAACUUUCUGCCUACCAGGAGCCCAAGUCCUUCUCCACAGGGCUGCUCUCAAGGAGUUCUUCUCCCAGUCUGUAUGUGUCCUUGAGAUUGCCCCUAUCAUUGUGCAGCAUCUUGCACUUGACCUUGUUGAACCUCAUUAGGUUCACCUGAGCCCCGAUCUCAAGCUUGUUCAGGUCCUUUUAGAUGGCGUCCCUUCCUUCUGUUGUGCCAACUGCACUGCUGAGCUUGGUGUCAUCAGCACGUGUGCUGAGGGUGCCCCCAGUCCCAGUGUCCAGGUCUUUGAAGAAGACGUUAAAAGCAGCGGUCCAAAGAUGGACCCCUGGGGAACGCCCCUCGCGACCGGCCUCCAGCUGGACGCAGAGCAGUGGACCGCAGCCUUUGGCUGUGACAUCCCGCCGUUUCCUUAUCCACGAUAUAGUCCACCCUUCAGGAUCUAAUUCAGAGAUAGGGAUGUGGUGAAGGACCCGUUCCAGAAGUCCAGGCAUCAGUCUUUCCCUGUUCACUUGUUCUGUCACUCCGUCAUCCAGAGUGGUCCAGGCACAGUCUGCCCUUGUUGAAGCCAUGCUGGCUGUUUCAGAUCACCUCCUUUUCUGGCCUGUGCCUUAAUGUAGCUUUCAGGAGGAUCUGUUGCACGAUCUUCCCAGGCACAGUUGUAAGGCUCACCAGCUUCUAAUUCCCCCCAGUCUUCCUUUUGAUCCUUAAAAAAUGAGUCACCAAUCACCCGGGAUUUCACCUGACAGCCUUGACUUUUCAAAUACGAUGGAGAGUGUCUCAGCAGCCACAUCACACAGCUCCUUCAGAACCCGGGGGUGCCUGUCAUCCGGCCGCAUGGACCUGUACGUGUUCAGUGUCAUCAUGUGGUUUUGUACUUGCUCUUCUCUUACAGCAGGAGGAAUUUUGUCCCCCCAGCUGCUGCCCGGCGGCUCAGGGAUGUGAAGGUGCACAGAUAUGAGAGACACGGGAAGCCUGGCUGCCAGUGGACAGGCCAAGAACUCACUGAUUACCUCAGCCUCUUCCAUCUCAGUUGUAGGCAUUUCUCCCUUCUCGUUAUUCAGAGGAGAUGCCCUCUCCUUGGCCUGUCUCUUCUGACCUAUGUACCCCUCUUGCUAAUGUUCACAUCCCUUGCCAAGUGCAGUUCCAGCUGUGCCUUGGCUUUUCUGAUCCCAUCCCUGCACAUCCUGACAGCAUCCCAGUGUUCUUCCCAGGCCACACGUCCCUGCUUCCACAGCUUUUGCAUUCCCUUUUCUUCCCUCAGUUUGACCAGGGGGUCCUUGCACAACCAUGUCAGUUUCCUGCCUCUUCUGCUUGAUUUCUUGUACUUGGGGAUGGAGAGAUCUUGCGCUCUCAGAAACAUAUUCUUAGAGAGCUGACAGCUCUGUUUUGUUCCUUUCCCCCCCCAGGACAGCUUCCCAGAGGAUCUCAUCCAGUAAUUCCUUAAUUAGCCGGAAUUUUGCUCUCCGGAAGCUCAGAGACCUGCUGUUCUCCAGGUCCGUGUUCCUCAAGACCAUGGACUCAACCAGGGCAUGGUCACCACAGUGCAGGCUGCCUGCAGUCUGAACCUCUUGAAGGAGCUCCUCUGCGUUAGAGAGCACAAGCUCCAGUAAUGCUUUACUGCUGCUUGGUUUGCCUAAUGCCUGGGCUGGGAAGUUGUCCUCCACACAUUCAUGAAGUAACAUAUUUCAAGAAUGAGAAACUGAAGUGCAAAUUUCCUUUUUUUUUUUUCUAAAAUAUUUUGUAAAAGUGAAAGCAUUUAAAUAAAUAACCUGCAGAAAUCAAGUUGCUGCAUUAGGUGUGAACAGUAAUGCAGGGAGCUGUUUGCUCCAGCUAAGGCAGAUUGCGUAUCUUGAAAAGAAAACCAACUUUGGAUGCAUCUGUUUGACAUAGAAUGCUUUAAAGUAUGCUAAUUAUGAAAAUAGUUUAGGGUUCUGAAUGUAUGUUUGCUUGUUUUGUAGUAAAAAACACUGUGUAAUGAAGGUGCUUAAAUUAAAUCCAAGAAAAAAGUAAAUUUUGGACUUACAUAUCCGGAUGUAUAUAUACUUGGAAUACUGCAAGAUCUGGAUGUUUCACCAAUAUUUUUCUGUAGAAACUUGUAUUAAGUGAUAAGUGAAGUAUGUUUCUUGUUUGUGCUAUUCUUAGCAGUAUUUUAACCAAUUUGUAUUUCCUAUCUUAAAGUUCCAUACACACAAAAGUCUGGAAAGAGCUUGUCUUUGUCUGCUUUGUUGUUUUCAACGAGAGGGAGUUAGUGAUGGUGGUUUUAGUGCGUAAAAUAGGCUCUUGCUGCUUCCAGACAUGGCCGUGGUCAGUCCGGUCCGUGCCACUGCCCGUGCUCACUGUUCUUCUUUGGCACCCUUCAGCUGCAGGCUUUAAUUUCCCCUCCUGUGCACUCACUUCCCCUCAUCAGCAGAUUGUCCCUUGGAGCAGAGCAGAGGGAUGGAGCCUCGUUUUCCGUGUUUACUUACAUCUCUAUGUAAGGUGUAGCUAUCAAAUCCAGUCUUUCUUUCGAAGUAGUGUCAUAAUUUUUCUUUCCAACAACGAAAAAAUCCCUAGCAUACACUUAAUUUAAAAAAAGUAGCACUGUACACUUUGUAAAGCAGAAAUUGAGCAACCUUUAUUCCUCAAGACAACCACACGAGUGUUAUAACUUUCUCCCCUUUGAUGCCAUUGUAACUAAUAGCAUUUGCAGUCUCUUUCCCUUGCUAAAGGUGCACGUGGACUGCCAGCUUUCACGUCCUGGGUUUCUGCGAGACGUUUUGGAGCACUUCUGCUGACAAAUGUUGUUCUGCCAUGCAGGAGCUGGACUGGGGCUUCAGUGCAUCAUUCUGCCCAGGGGACGCAGAUGUUUGACGUCACAGAGGAACUGUUUGCUGUUAAUUUAAAUGUAUUUUCAAGCUUUCUCUUUUUUCUUUUUAAAUUCUGUGGGUAGUAAAUGUAUCCUCUGUUAUGGUACUCAGCAGUCUUAAGGAGUUUGUGCUCCUUAGCGAAUAAUCUUAAACGUUUUGGAUUUCCAUCAGAGUAAGCAAAAUAAAAUCCUCCUCCAGAGUCCCGACAGUCAUUGAAGAGGAUGAGUUAUGAACAUCAUCGAGGCUUCCAGACCAGACGUUGUCAGACCAAAGGAAACACAGGAAGCUUUCUGCAUUUGGUUUACAUGUGCAGCAGCAGUAAGCUAAAGGGGGAACGUGUGGGGGCACCUCUCCAUGUGAAGAUGAUUGCCACAUGUCUGCCCGCGUGUCAUUGGCACCUUGAGCAGCCAAGGUAAGGAGGGGCGUGGAAACACCGCGAGUGAUUGGCUGAACUCCCUUCCUUAGUGGCUGUACUCGCAGCCCGUGGUCUUCGAGGACGUGCAGAAAUGUGCCACGUUUCUAAAAGGAGCAGGAUGUGCCACGUGCAGCUUGGUAAUGUGGUGCAAAGGGACCGAAAGCACUGAGGCCUGCUAACCGAUCUCACUGGAACAUCAGUAAAAUGUAGAAUUUUGAACCUUAAUCUUCUUGUCGCGCCUUAUCAGUAGCAUUCUGGCUGAUUAUUUAUCCUCCUUGCAUUUCUACCAGUUUGUUGGGGAUUUUUCUAUUAUUUUUUUCACUGUUUCCUACAGCGCUUCUGAAAUCCUACAGCAGGUAGGAGUAAAGGAGCGGUGUGAGUAAGGAGGUUAAUUAGGAGCUAAUGUUGAGCAGGUAAACAUAUUAAACUGUACAUCUUGUCUAUUUUUUAAUAAUAAACUUUCAUGCUGUGAAGUAUCAGA